ACCCAUAGAAAAAAAUAAUAUCAUCAAUAAAGAAAAAAAAUGAAGAGAAUAAGAAUAAUGGCAACGCUUGUAAUAGCAAACAUGUUAAUGGCGACUCCAACGUCUCGAGCCUCUCUCAAUCUCCUUCGUCGUGCACCUCAUCCUAAACCAAACGCUAACAAAUACUACUACUCCUCCUCUUUCUCAUCUUCUUCUCAUUCUCGUCCCUCUACUCUUCGUAAAUCAUAUUCCUGCCCCAUCUGGUCUUCUUCUUUCUCUUUCUGUCUCCCUCCUCCUAGAUCCACCACUUCUACCUCUCUCUCCUUCCACCCCUUCUCCUCCUCCUCUCCUCCUUCCAUGUCUUCCGCCGCCGCCGCCGCCGUCGAUUCCGCCCAGACUCUUUCCUCCAAUCCUCUCUUGCAGGAUUUCGAUUUCCCUCCCUUUGAUUCUGUUGAUGCCAGCCAUGUCCGUCCUGGGAUUCGCUCUCUAUUGCAGCACCUCGAAGUUGAAUUGGAGCAGCUAGAGAAAUCUGUGGAGCCAUCAUGGCCAAAACUGGUUGAACCAUUAGAGAAAAUUGUUGAUCGCUUAACUGUUGUUUGGGGAAUGAUCAAUCACCUUAAAGCUGUCAAGGACACACCUGAGCUUCGUGCUGCUAUCGAAGACGUUCAGCCAGAGAAGGUGAAGUUCCAGCUCAGGUUGGGCCAAAGCAAGCCUAUUUACAAUGCCUUUAAAGCUAUUCGUGAAUCUCCUGAUUGGUCAUCACUUAGUGAAGCUCGUCAACGUUUAGUUGAAGCCCAAAUUAAGGAGGCGGUUCUCAUAGGUAUUGCUCUUGAUGAUGACAAAAGAGAAGAAUUUAACAAGAUUGAACAGGAACUCGAAAAGCUUUCUCAUAAGUUUUCUGAAAAUGUUUUGGAUGCUACAAAGAAGUUUGAAAAGUUGAUAACGGACAAGAAAGAGAUUGAUGGAUUGCCUCCUUCCGCUCUUGGGCUAUUCGCACAGGCUGCUGUGUCCAAGGGCCAUGAACAUGCAACUGCUGAAACUGGACCAUGGAUCAUUACACUGGAUGCUCCUAGUUAUCUUCCUGUUAUGCAACAUGCCAAAAACCGAGCUCUGCGUGAGGAGCUCUACCGUGCUUACCUAACUCGUGCCUCUUCUGGUGAUUUGGAUAAUACAGCAAUUAUUGACCAGAUUUUGAAGCUUCGCUUGGAAAAAGCUAAGCUUCUUGGUUACAACAAUUACGCUGAGGUAAGCAUGGCUAUGAAAAUGGCUACUGUUGACAAAGCAGCAGAGCUUUUAGAGAAGCUUCGUAGCGCGUCCUGGGAUGCAGCUGUUAAAGACAUGGAAGACCUCAAAAGUUUUGCAAAGAAUCAAGGUGCUGCAGAAUCUGACAGUUUGACUCAUUGGGACACCACUUUCUGGAGUGAGAGGCUUCGUGAAUCCAAAUACGAUAUUAAUGAGGAAGAACUACGUCCAUACUUCUCACUGCCAAAGGUUAUGGAUGGACUUUUCAGUCUAGCUAAUACACUAUUUGGAAUCGAUAUUGAACCAGCAGAUGGUGUAGCUCCGGUUUGGAACAGCGAUGUUCGAUUCUACCGCGUUAAAGAUUCUUCUGGGAACCCAAUCGCUUACUUUUACUUUGAUCCAUACUCCCGCCCUUCAGAGAAGAGAGGUGGCGCUUGGAUGGAUGAGGUUGUUUCCCGUAGCCGAGUCAUGGCUCAGAAAGGCUCUUCUGUUAGGCUGCCUGUUGCGCACAUGGUCUGCAACCAAACUCCACCAGUAGGUGACAAACCAAGCCUUAUGACAUUCCGCGAGGUAGAGACAGUAUUCCAUGAAUUUGGACAUGCUCUCCAGCAUAUGCUUACCAAGGAAGAUGAGGGGCUAGUGGCUGGUAUCAGAAAUAUCGAGUGGGACGCGGUUGAAUUACCAUCACAAUUUAUGGAGAAUUGGUGCUACCACAGGGACACUUUAAUGAGUAUUGCCAAGCAUUAUCAAACAGGAGAAACACUCCCAGAGGAAGUAUACAAGAAACUCCUUGCUGCACGAACAUUCCGUGCAGGGUCCUUUAGUCUUCGGCAGUUGAAAUUUGCAACUGUUGAUCUUGAGCUGCACACAAGAUAUGUACCAGGUGGACCCGAGUCCAUCUAUGACGUAGAUCAACGGGUAUCAGUUAAAACUCAAGUGAUCCCUCCACUUCCGGAGGAUAGAUUCCUCUGUAGCUUCAGUCACAUUUUUGCAGGGGGAUAUGCAGCUGGAUAUUACAGUUACAAGUGGGCAGAAGUUUUGUCUGCAGAUGCAUUUUCAGCUUUUGAAGACGCUGGACUGGACGACAUUAAGGCUGUUAAAGAGACAGGACAGAGAUUCAGAAACACCAUACUUGCACUUGGAGGAGGAAAAGCGCCUCUCAAGGUGUUUGUUGAGUUUAGAGGACGCGAGCCUUCACCAGAGCCUCUUCUCAGACACAAUGGACUCUUGGCUGCUACUGCUUGAAUCUUGUAUUUUAACAAUAUUUAGUACUCUCAAGAUAAACAAUGAAAAAUCAACGAAUAAGAUCUUUUCUGAUAUUUCAACCA
This is a messenger RNA of Capsella rubella, 2549 nucleotides long. Its product is annotated as organellar oligopeptidase A, chloroplastic/mitochondrial. Gene Ontology annotation, cellular component: chloroplast. Gene Ontology annotation, molecular function: metalloendopeptidase activity. Lineage: Eukaryota; Viridiplantae; Streptophyta; Magnoliopsida; Brassicales; Brassicaceae. The transcript is spliced from 17 exons. Gene Ontology annotation, biological process: peptide metabolic process; proteolysis. The coding region runs from base 40 to 2466 and encodes 808 amino acids. The record is from RefSeq and is a predicted model, not a curated record.